Messenger RNA from Vitis riparia (riverbank grape), 930 nucleotides. Its product is annotated as homeobox protein knotted-1-like 12. Gene Ontology annotation, molecular function: DNA binding. NCBI's taxonomy places the organism in Eukaryota, Viridiplantae, Streptophyta, Magnoliopsida, Vitales, Vitaceae. Gene Ontology annotation, cellular component: nucleus. Bases 53 to 673 code for a protein of 206 amino acids. The transcript has 4 exons. The record is from RefSeq and is a predicted model, not a curated record.
AGUGUUUGAUGGGUGUUUUUCUGAGGGAUGUCAUUCAUCAUAAAAUAUAUGCAUGCAUGCAUAUAUGGGCCAAUUGGUUACUGCCAAAGAUGGGGAGGCUGUGCUAUACUGUGGGUUUAUCUUAUUUGUUUGUACACCUUUGUAUUCUUUCAUGGCUAUGGGUUGUAAUAAAAAGUGCAGUACUCAUGAGAGGAGGGAUUUGGAGGGUUUUGUUUUCUUGAGUGGAGAUAUGGAGAGUGAUGGGAGUAGUGAUGAGAAUGGGGAGAGGGUUAGUGGUGGAGGAGGGAGAUUAGAAGAAGAAGAAGAAGAAAGGAAGAUGCUGAAGAGGAGAAUCUCUUGCCAUCCUCUUUAUGGGUUUUUGGUUGAGGCUCACUUGGACUGCUUGAAGGUGGGUUUAGGCAGCAAUGAUGGAAAACCUGGAAAAAGUCAUAAGAGUGAUGAGAAAAAGAGACAUAAUCAACCCAGUUUGAGCAUGUAUAGUCAGUCAGAGCUAGACCACUUCAUGGAAGCAUAUUGCACAACACUGACCAAACUGAAAGAAGCAAUGGAAGAACCUCAACAAGAAACCUUGGCUUUCAUUAAUAGCAUGCAAUCACAACUUGAGGAACUCUCUGGGAGCCAACAUGAACCACCCCAACCUCCCACCAUUUCUUCUGGAGAAAGAACUGAAUGAGGAUGGAAUUGGUGGAGUCAUUCAGGUAAGUGUAUCCUGUAAGCAGUAGUAGACAUAGCCACAGGGCAUAGGAACAUAAAAUUUGGUGUACUUUUAUGACUCCUUCCCUGUAAACUUCUUAUUUUCGGUUUCUUUUUGGUACCUGUAUGUUUGAUGUUAUGGGAGAUACUAGGAGCUUAGCUUCGCCCAUUGCAAUGGAAAAGGACCAGUACAGGGAUGACUAGGUUUCUUAGUCUGACGAAAUAAGUUUUGAGCUA